UAAACACAGAGAGGGCUCCAAUGACCACAAUAAACUGACUUCUACAUGGAGAGAAUAGAUAGAAAACGUGUAUCACUGAGUGGAGUAUUGGAGAUAGAGAGACGGUCAAAAUGGUCUAUACCCCGGCACUGGUCCUCGGACACGGAAUACCGAUUGUGUCUGAAGAGGAUAACAUUGUCGAACUGAUGAGAAAGUUUCUCUGUCAAAUCACUUCGAGCGACAAAAAAUAUGUGCGCCGAGGCAGCAUUGAAAGUUCCGAAUUCAUCAAGGAAAUAAACUCAAGUCUGGACUCUGAAACGGCUCUCGACUGUGAAGAGAGAACACUCCAUCAGGACAUGACCAGGCAGAUAGUGCGUUGUCUCUCUGAAGCUAAAGAAUCCAGUCUGCGGUGCCGGAUACUACUGCUUCCCCGCACGCUGACUGCCAAUGUUGCCUUGGAUGUGGUGCGUUCCUCAGCGGGAGAGCCGUGCGGGCUCCGUGGGGCCUUCAUACAGGUCUAUUUGGAGACACAACUGGGCCAACAGCUGCAAAUGCUGGGCACUAUAACACCCGACCCGACUGUCACUCCUACUUUCGAGCUGUCCGUCGUGUUCAAGCUGGACAAAGACUGUUGGCCGCUUCUCAAGCACAUAUUCGUUACCGACAAUGUGUUGAAACUACGACCCGAGUACCGACUGGUCAAGAAGAAAUUGUAUUCCUCUGCGAGCCCCGUCAUACAUGAGUUCUGCUGAGACAAUUUCUUAUCAGGAAUCAACAUGUGGCCUAUAAUUCUCCACAUUCCAGUUAGGAGAAAAAGCUGUUGCACCACUGUCUUUUUGCAGUGUACUAAAUAUAUGUUAGUGUACACUACUGUAUUGGAGAGUUGACAUCAAAUGAAUGUUUUGCACUGGAAUAUCACUGAAGAACGGUCAGUUCAAUUGUGAAAAGAGAUCAUUUUGUAUUGUUUUAAAAAGGAAUUGAUACCCUAUGUUUUGUACUACAAUCUAACUCUGACAGGUUUUAUUUUUUUGUGCACAUUUCUGUUUGACACAAUUGCUUGAUUGUCUUUUGUAAAACCAUGGAAAUCUCAUGCUGGCUGUGGAAGCAAGCUAGUGUUGCCCCUUAGCCUGUCUGACUGUUGCAGUAUUUUUAAACAGAGAAAUGUGAAUGUUUUUGCACAGUAUUCUUUUCAGGGUUGCCAUACUCUUUCAAUCAAAACAGCUGUCAGAAUCACCAAUGAUUAGUCUAUACCCUAAGAACUGAAGGUCUCAACUUAGGUCUGUCAAAGUUACGGACACUUCCAUUGUUUGCAAUUCUCUUACUUUUAAUAAACAGUUGAACAACAAAACAUACAAAUGGGGGAAAAAAAUAAAACUGUACAUAAAGUUCAA
This is a messenger RNA of Oncorhynchus masou masou (cherry salmon), 1370 nucleotides long. Its product is annotated as DNA damage-inducible transcript 4-like protein. The transcript has 2 exons. The record is from RefSeq and is a predicted model, not a curated record. Lineage: Eukaryota; Metazoa; Chordata; Actinopteri; Salmoniformes; Salmonidae. Gene Ontology annotation, cellular component: cytoplasm. Gene Ontology annotation, biological process: negative regulation of signal transduction. The coding region runs from base 111 to 731 and encodes 206 amino acids.